Molecule: messenger RNA, 4130 nt
Organism: Mercurialis annua (annual mercury)
Lineage: Eukaryota; Viridiplantae; Streptophyta; Magnoliopsida; Malpighiales; Euphorbiaceae
Product: histidine kinase CKI1-like
Exons: 8
Coding region: 485-4099 (1204 amino acids)
Biological process (GO): phosphorelay signal transduction system; phosphorylation
Cellular component (GO): nucleus
Molecular function (GO): phosphorelay sensor kinase activity
Source: RefSeq, a predicted model, not a curated record
UGCAGAUAAAUAAUGUUUGUUUAGAAUUUGGAGAAAUUAAUAAUUUGGUCUAAUUAAUUGUUGAUGUUUAUUAAUUCAAAAUUUUAAUUGGUUUGCUCAUUUUAUCCCAAUAUUAAUUAUGCAUGCUUGAUAAUGAUUGGAGUAGACACUAGACAAUAAAUGGAGAUUCUGUUACUCUUUUAACUCCUAUUAUUUCUCUAACUUCAAAUAAAAGAAUAUCUUGCAUGGAUACUCAGCUUCUCAGUUCUAAACUUCUGCUACUGUAAUCCCUUCUCUUGAUUCUUCAUUAGAUCACACCAUACAUUGUGCAUUCAAAUUCCUAUAAAAGCUAUCAAUACAUUUGAAAUACCAAUCCAAAAUUUAGUUUUAUCAGAUGAAAAUUUAAAUGGCAUUAUAUGCCAUUACAAAAUACGAGUGUUCUUCCCUUUGAUAUUUUUUUCUCCAGGUUUUUCUUAAAUUGAUUUAUCAGUACUUUUCAGCAUCAAUGUUGUUCUGGCUUCUGCAAAAUUCAAGAGGGAAUAACAAAGUUUUAGCCAUGGCAGUGAAAUUCAAUUUCAGGAUUUUACGCCAGCUUAAAGUACUCUUGUGGGCGGCUUUCUUUAUCAUCAUUCUUGCAAUUUCCAUUUCCAUAAUGGCGUUACUGCUUUCGAUGAGUAAAGAAAUGAAAGAUCGUGUUUUAUUGGAAGCAGACAAAGUUCAUGAAAAUUCUUUUUCAAAGAUUCAAAUGACUGCCGCACUGUUAUACUAUCUAAAUUCAUCAGCAACAGAGUUAGCCAGAGCUUUAAGUUCAUAUCUGGAUGGCACUCAGCUAUCAUUUAGUGAAAUUGAAUCAAAGGUUGCACCUACAUUGUUUUUAGCACUUUCUGCAACUCGACAAGUAUCACAGAUUUCAUAUAUUGGACUAGAUGGUUUGAUGUUUUCAUUUUACGACGAUGAUGACAAAACUCUCGCGGUAUAUUCUAACAGUAGUUCAUAUUAUUCAUCCUGGUACACGAAACCAGUAAAUCGUGAUACCGGAAAACUAUUUGGCGAUGCAGUUGCCUGCAACUCCAUGAUAACAGCAAAUGAAAGUUGGAUAGAGAAGGCCAAGAAUAGCACAAAUGGGUACUCCUCAUUAGGUACUGCAUGGAAUAAGGAUCGAGAUAGUUUAUUUGUUAAUACUGCUCCAAUGGACGGAAGAGGUGUUAUAUCACUUGGAUAUCCGAAAACAAUAGUUACUAGUCAUUUCAAAGCACUUGAUUUUCAUGGAGGGUAUUUUUAUUUGGGUACAAUGCAUGACGGACAGAUGAUUAUGCAGACGAUGCCCCCUGACAUCCGAGUAAAUUUACACUAUGGCUCAGUUAUGGUGCAAGUUUUUAAUCCAAAUAGUCAAAUUACGGCUCAGGAAAAUCUAUCGUGGAUUUAUGAGGACGACGACAGAGAAUCAGGACUUCUUCGUCGAAAGAUUGUAGCAAACAAGUAUAUCGUUUAUUGCUCUGACAUUAACAUUGCUGGAGUUCCAUCAGUAUAUGUAAUGGUAUAUCAUAAAAAUGGGAUGGUGAAACUUGUGGAAAAGAACAUCAAAUUCUCAACCAUGCUACUGGCAGUAGUGUUUGUUUUCUUUUUUUGCUCUCUUUUAGUUUACAUUUACAUGACAAUAAAAGCAGCAAAAAGAGAAAUGUUUUUAUGUGCUGCAUUAAUAAAGCAAACAGAAGCAACUCAACAAGCAGAACGCAAGAGUAUGAAUAAAACUAAGGCCUACGCUGGUGCAAACCAUGACGUGCGUGGCUCUUUGGCUGCUAUUACUGGUUUGAUAGAGCUUUGUCAAGACGAAGUUAAACCAGGCUCUGAGUUAGCUACAAACUUAGAUCAAAUGCAAAAAUGUACGAGGGAUCUCCUAGAAAUAUUGAACUCGGUACUUGAUAUGAGCAAACUUGAAGCUGGAAAAACAUCACUUGAAAUAGAAGAAUUCAACCUGGCUCAACUGCUUGAAGAUGUAGUUGGAAUGUAUUAUCCUCUGGGUGUAAAGAAUGGUGUAGACAUUGUGCUUGAUCCGUGUGAUGCAUUGAAAUUACCUGACGUUAGGGGCGAUCGGUUAAAACUCAAACAGAUAUUAUGCAACUUACUGAGUAAUGCCAUAAAAUUCACAUCAGCUGGUCAUGUUUCAGUCCGUGCAAUGGUCAAGAAAAAGAACAUUGAAAAUGAAAUUAUUGCCUCUAGCACUACUUUUUUGAAGUUCUUUCCGUGGCUGCGUUGCUGGCAUAAGGACACGUGUACUGAUCUUGAUGCCUUUCAUACUGUUAAAGGAAAUCCGAGUGAAACAGAAUUCGAGUUUGAGGUGGACGAUACAGGCCAGGGAAUUCCCCGAGAUAAGCAAACAUCUAUUUUUGAAGACUAUGUUCAGGUGAAAGAAACAGCUAUUGGGCACGAAGGCUGUGGUUUGGGACUCGGCAUUGUUCAAUCUUUGGUACGCGUAAUGAAAGGAGAGUUAAAAAUUGUAGAAAAAGAGCCUGGAGAAAGAGGUACUUGCUUCAGGUUCAAUGUGUUUCUUUCGGUAAGCGAAUCUGAAUAUGCUAGUACUGAAGAAAAUCAACCCUCAGGAUUUCAUCAGCAUUUUCUGUUCAUCUCACCUAAACCAGAAGGAUCCCAUAUGAUAUUAUUUAUAACAGGCGACGAAAGGAGACGAGUUUUGAAGAAGUACAUUGAGAGCUUGAACAUAAAGGUGACCGUUAUUAAGCAUGAAACAUCAUUUUGUUCUGAGCUUGAUAUAAUAAAGCAUAGAAUGGACGUUUCUUAUCUAAAUUCAGGAAAACUAGAAUCGAGCUCGGUUGAUAACUUGAGUGCUUCUACAUCAAGUAAUCCAGACCCUGAAGCAAACAUUAAGGCUAUAAUCAUGAAAGAAGGAGUUGAUCCUAAUCUGCCACAGUAUAAAAAGACCAACUCGGAAAGCUCGUCGGGUAUCAUACUGUUUGUGAUUGAUUCCAAUGCUGCUAGCAGCUGCCCUGAAUUUGUCACUGCUCUUGCUAGCUUCAGGAAGGACAUUAUCAAAUCGGCGUGUAAAGUUUUGUGGUUAGAUGAUCAAGUCACGUGUCCGGAAAGAUCUCAGGAGCAGGACCAGCGGAUUUUAGAAGGUGAUUACGUUAUAUAUAAACCAUUUCAUGGCUCGCGUUUAAGUCAAGUUAUGUCACUACUUCCUGAAAGAAAAGGUGCUCCUCAAUGCACCUUGUCAAAGUAUAUGACAGGACCAUCAAUGCCAGAAGUCUGUACCUCCGUAGAUUUUUAUCUUUCCAAUGCAUCGAGCUCUCCAAGAUUCGACAUAGACCUCAGUGCACAUCAGCCCAGCUCGAUUCAGACGUCAAAGUAUAUGACUGGACCAUCAAUGCCAGAAGUCUGUACCUCCGUAGAUUUAAAUCUUUCCAAUGCGUCGAGCUCUUCAAGAUUCGACAUAAACCUCAGUGCACAUCAGCCCAGCUCGAUUCAAACGUCAAAGUAUAUGACUGGACCAUCAAUGCCAGAAGUCUGUACCUCCGUAGAUUUAAAUCUUUCCAAUGCGUCGAGCUCUUCAAGAUUCGACAUAGACCUCAGUGCACAUCAGCCCAGCUCGAUUCAGACGAUAGCAAUGAAUGAACCUGACGAAGAGAUACAGACAGAGAAGCCCUUGGAGGGAGAAAAAGUUCUAAUAGUGGAAGAUGUUGAGUUUAAACCUUUGAAGGGGAAGAAAGUUUUAGUUGUGGAAGAUGUUCAGUUGCUUCGUUUUCUAGUCACUGUAAGACUCUGUAAACUCGGAGCACAUGUUGAAACAUGCACGGACGGAGACCAGGCUGUAAAUCGUGUCUGCAAAGCGUUGAGUGAUAAAAAAACGGAAGGGGACUCGAAGUCUCUACCAUAUGAUUAUAUUUUCAUGGACUGCCAGAUGCCAGUAAUGAAUGGGUAUGAAGCAACAAGACUGAUAAGGAUAGAAGAAAAAUGUUAUGAUGUUCAUAUUCCAAUAAUUGCUUUAACAGCACAUGCAUUGACUGAGGAAGCAAGUAUGAGUAUUGAUGCUGGAAUGGAUUUUCAUUUGAAUAAACCUUUGGAUGUUGAUAAAUUAUUAGAUGUGAUUAAAUCUAUUGGUAAUUAGUGAGAGAUUCAUUUUUUUUUCUUUUAUGAAA